AGCUGCCGCGGCCCGGCGCCGGGCUCGCCUGGAGCUGAGGGCUGAGCGCAGGGGCGCGGAGCUGACCCGUUGGGCCGGAGCUGCCGGCACCCACCCUGAAUAAGAAGGAGAGCCGGAGCUGUCCGGUCAGCUCUAGCCUCGCAGGUUCUCAGCCUCCCAGCUAGAGUCCGGCUAGGAUCUGAAACUUUUGUCAUGCAACCCUGGAGCUUGUGCGGAGCGAAACAAAAAGUUCCUCCAUCUGUAAAUUGAUGAUGUUGGAUCAGAUUUCCAUUGGCCCUUCAAGCUAUUGAAAAGGAAGAAACAGGAUAUGAUCAUCCUUCCACUUACCCAGGUUCACAACUUUGGAGUUUUCCUGGAUUCCUCAAGCUGCCUUUCAUAUCCAAUCAGAUGCUAAGCAGGGCAGACCAUAUAUCAUGUAAGGACGGAAACCAAAAUGGGAGGUCAGCUGAAUCUACAGAAAUUAGGAUGGUUUCCUGAAUGCUUUCCCUUCCAUAAAGACUGAAGUCAUCCACAUGAGUCCAAAUAUGAGAUGUUCCUGGCUAGUGACCAGUUAGCCCAAGAUCUGAGGAUGGUGCAGCGAAAGACUCAUUUAUCCGCUUAAGAACUUUCAAAAGAAAUCCAGUCUCAGCCAGCCAUGGGAGAAAAUGCAAGCAUAUGGUGGAACUUGCUAGGUGAACAUCCACUCUGCACAGCCUGGAAGCAAGAGGCAGAAGGGUCCAUUUAUCACCUGGCUAGUAUUUUAUUUAUAGUUGGCUUCAUGGGAGGGAGUGGAUUCUUCGGGCUCCUGUAUGUAUUCAGUUUGCUGGGACUGGGAUUCCUCUGCUCUUCAGUUUGGGCCUGGGUAGAUGUCUGCGCAGCUGAUAUAUUCUCCUGGAACUUUAUCCUGUUCAUCAUCUGCUUCAUGCAAUUUGUCCACGUGGCCUACCAAGUCCGCAGUGUCACCUUUGACAAAGAAUUUCACGAGCUCUACAGCUCUCUGUUCCAGCCCCUGGGAAUUACGUUGCCUGUCUUCAGGAAGAUUGUUUUGUGUUGCCAAGUGGUCUCAUUGGAGAAGGAGCAUUGUUAUGCCAUGCAGGGCAAAACACCAAUCGAUAAACUCUCUUUACUUGUGUCAGGAAGGAUCAGAGUGACAGUGGAUGGAGAGUUUCUGCAUUACAUUUUCCCCCUUCAAUUCCUGGAUUCUCCUGAAUGGGAUUCACUGAGACCCACAGAGGAGGGUAUUUUUCAGGUAACCCUCAUAGCAGAGACAGAUUGUCGGUAUGUGGCUUGGAGGCGAAAGAAACUGUAUUUGCUCUUUGCUCAGCAUCGUUUCAUCUCCCGCCUGUUUUCUGUUUUAAUUGGCAGUGAUAUUGCUGACAAACUCUAUGCCUUGAAUGACAGGGUGCAUAUGGGAAAAGGCCAUCGCUAUGACAUCCGCUUACCUAACUUCUAUCAAGCUGCCACCCCAGAAAUAGCCAGAUCACCUCUGACAGAACAUUUUCGGAAAAAUACCAGAAGAUACUGAUAUAACCAUUUCCAAAUGAUGUUUUUUUUUUUAAGUAUAAAAAAUUCUCUCUUUAUCAGCCAUUACUCCACCUCUAAAAAUUCUCUUUAUCAUUCCUAGGAUUAAAUAGGAAAAUGAAAUGACCGAAGUAAAGUUCACCAAUAUUUUUAUAAAUCACACUGGGAAGUCACAGGGCUAAUAUCUCUGGUUAAGUACAGCUAUUUUCAUGCACCAUAUCAAUAUAUUUUUUGCAACUAGCCUACUGUUUUAUGUAUCUCAAAUAUUUUGUCAUAGUUAAGCAGUUGGUAUUGAUUUCUCUGGUGUGUCUGAUUGUUAUUCUUGUGACAGGAAGAGAUCAAUAAUCAUAGCAUGUAUUUGGUGCCCCUUGCAUCAGAACUGGAAAAGUAAAAUUUAAUAUGCUCAGAUUCUUUAUCUAAUUUAUUCAAGCCUAUGCCCUUGACUUCUUUAGAGGAACUGUACUGGUCAGUUUCAAACUCACUCUCUCUCUCUCUCUUUCUCUCUCUCUCUCUAUUUCUCUCUUUCUCUCUCUCUCCU
This is a messenger RNA of Antechinus flavipes (yellow-footed antechinus), 2038 nucleotides long. It is a transcript of the gene POPDC3, whose product is annotated as popeye domain containing 3. The transcript has 6 exons. The coding region runs from base 635 to 1504 and encodes 289 amino acids. Gene Ontology annotation, molecular function: cAMP binding. Lineage: Eukaryota; Metazoa; Chordata; Mammalia; Dasyuromorphia; Dasyuridae. The record is from RefSeq and is a predicted model, not a curated record. Gene Ontology annotation, cellular component: sarcolemma.